Pipra filicauda (Wire-tailed manakin) is the source of this 3075-nucleotide messenger RNA. It is a transcript of the gene CAVIN1, whose product is annotated as caveolae associated protein 1. Gene Ontology annotation, biological process: transcription initiation at RNA polymerase I promoter; termination of RNA polymerase I transcription. NCBI's taxonomy places the organism in Eukaryota, Metazoa, Chordata, Aves, Passeriformes, Pipridae. The record is from RefSeq and is a predicted model, not a curated record. Gene Ontology annotation, molecular function: rRNA primary transcript binding. The transcript is spliced from 2 exons. The coding region runs from base 276 to 1361 and encodes 361 amino acids. Gene Ontology annotation, cellular component: caveola; cytoplasm.
GGUCAGCAGGCAUUUGGCAGCGGCUUCUUUUCUAUAGCUGAGGUGGAGUCAGCCAAUGACCUGCAAGCCUGGAAAAUUUUGCAGGGCAGUUCCACUGGACGGCUGUGCGGAGCUGUGCCAUUUGAAUUUCAGCACAGACACUCACUCACUGCGCUCCCCAUUCCUGGCGCGUCUCCCAGCGCGGAGUUUAGCUGAGGCUCGGGCUCAGUUUUCCCUGCUCUCUCCCUGCAGUGACAGCUUCUCCGGGCUCCGUGAGCCAGGACUCCCGAGCGACCAUGGAGGACACCACCUUGCAAAUCAUCGAGCCACCCACUGUCUCUGAGACCUCGGAGGAGCAGGCGCCCGAGGAGCCCAUCAAAUCAGACCAGAUCAACGGCGUGAUGGUGCUGACCCUGCUGGACAAGAUCAUUGGAGCGGUGGAUCAGAUCCAGCUGACCCAAACACAGCUGGAGGAGAGACAGCAAGAGAUGGAUAGCGCAGUGACCAGCAUCCAGGGAGAGCUGACCAAGCUGACCAAGGCCCACACCACCACCAGCAACACCGUCAACAAGAUGCUGGAGAAGGUGCGCAAGGUGAGCGUCAACGUGAAGACGGUGCGGCAGAACCUGGAGAAGCAAGCCGGGCAGAUCAAGAAGCUGGAGGCCAAUGAAGCGGAGCUCCUGAAACGCAGGAACUUCAAAGUCAUGAUCUACCAGGAUGAAGUGAAGCUCCCGUCUAAACUGAGCAUCAGUAAGUCUCUAAAGGAGGGUGAAAAGCUAGAGAAGGAAGGCGAAGGUGAGGAGGCACCUGUGGGUGAGGACCAUGCAGAGGAGGACCACAUCCAGCUCUCGUCAGAUGAGGAGGUAGAGAUUGAGGAGAUUAUCGAAGAGUCACGGGCAGAGCGCAUCAAAAGGAGCGGCAUGAAAAGGGUGGAUGACUUUAAGAAGGCAUUCUCAAAGGAGAAGAUGGAGAAGACUAAGCUAAAGACCAAGGAAAACCUGGAGAAGACCCGCCACAACUUGGAGAAGACCCGCCAUAACCUGGAGAAGAGGAUGAACAAACUGGGCACCAAGAUUGUGACUAAUGAAAGAAGAGAGAAGAUGAAGACCUCUCGGGACAAGCUGAGGAAGUCUUUCACCCCCGACCACACCAUUUAUGCCAGAUCUAAGACAGCUGUCUACAAAGUGCCACCCUUCACUUUCCAUGUCAAGAAAAUAAGAGAGGGUGAGGUGGAGGUGAAAGCCACCGAGCUUGUGGAGGUUGGUGGAGAGGAGGGAGAAAACUCAGAUCUGAUGCGAGGGGAGAGCCCCGAGAUGCACACACUGCUGGAGAUCACGGAGGAGACCGACGCGGUACUGGUGGACAAGAGCGACAGCGAGUAGGACAGGCUGCAGCACGGAAGGGUUGUGGACGACAACUGAAUAUUUUAUCACUCACAUUUUGAGCUCUCCCUGCCCUGGAGCCCCAGGGAAGUGUACACAAUGCAUCCUUCCUACCCUGCAGAGCCGACGCUGAUCCCCUACCUGCUUGGACAAGGUGUAUUUUAUAUUUUAGUUUUAGCACACAAACAUUAGGAACACGGGAUUGUUUUUCUUACACUGUUAAGUCACCCUCGGAGACCAUUCCUGCUGCAGCCUUCUCACCCCACACCUGAAGAUGGACUUUGAGCGACAGGACCCUGGCCCAGCUGGAGAGUGCUGAACCCAAGAUAAUGACUGUACAGCUGGAAAGCUCGAGUCCUCCAUAAGCAAAACCUGGCAUCAAGAAAGCUUCCUGCAACUAGCCCACCAACUCACGGACCCCCGUGCCAGGUGUGUGGCUGCCCCGCAGUCAGGAAGAACCCCAGCACCCACACUGGCCACUCCUUCAGGGAGCAGAGGAACUGGGAUGCAGCCAGAGCACGGGAGGGAAGAGCUGAGCUAGUCCUGUUGAUGGGCAGAGCACGGUGGGGCAGUGGGUGCUGCUCCUCUCUGUGCUCCCAAGCACCGGGUGACCCAGCAGCACCUGGGAUGGCUCCCAAGGAAGCCGCCCUGCAGCUGGGGCUGCCCUGGGUGCCCAUAGGGCAUCACACAGCCAGGCCCUCUGCUGCUCCCUGCUGUGCUGAGGCUGCUGCUGCUCAGCCCCACACCGGCACCGUGGCAGGAGCAAUGUGGGCUGCAGGCUCCCCUGCCCGGGUUAUGGAUCCAGCUGCCAGGGGCCCAGGGACUGGGCGAGUCCUCACCAGGGCAGGGAGCAGCACGGAGGUGGGGUGCUGGAUCUGCUCCCUCUACACCCACAGCAGAGGGGACAACGGGCAGGAGGUCCAUGCUCACUGCUCGAGGAGGGGGAACACACAGGGAGCGAUGCCAGAGCAGCCACCAUUACCCACAAGUUGUUUCCAGAGGGAAAUGGGAUGUGCUGCUGCCAUGUGAGGCUCUCGACCAUCAGAGUGGCCUUGAUGCCUGUCCAGCACCGGACCUUGAGCAUUUCUGAGCAUCUGCUCUCUCCAGGGGUCCCGGCACAGCUCGGGCUCACGCCCACGUCCUUUGCUUUCCUCUCUGUUUCCUGCUUUCUGCAGCUUCACUCUGUGCCCUGAGCGAGGGCAGCACACAGUGGCUCCAGGGCCCUCCUGGCUCGGCCCCCUUGGCUCUCACAUACACAGCCCCCACCCCACCUUCCCCAUCCUGCUCCCCCCAGCACGAGGCGGCUGCUGCUCACAUAACCCAAUAUAUAAACUUGCUUUUCCUGUAAGAAUUACUUUCCUUCAUAUUGUCCAGUGCACCCAGCCUGUCCUGGCCCCAGGGCCCUGCCACAGCCGCCCUUCCCAGAGCAGGCAUGAGGCCGGUCCAGUGUGCCAGCUGCGGGCAGCCGUGGGACACCAGAGGCUCCCAGUGUGGGGGGCACCGGCUCCGGGCUGCCCGUGGGGCGGGGGGGCGGUGGUUCCCAGUGCUGUGUGAGUCCCCUGCCCUUACAGAGCCUCCUGCAGGCCCAUGGGCGGUUUUCUGGCGGGUUUUCUCCGGGCAGUGAGGCUGGGGUGGCGGGAGCCCCAGUGACCUCUGGCCGUCCCCGGCUGUGCCCGGGCAGCAGCACAGCAAUAAAGUCUCUUUUGUAAACCAC